AUGAACCAACCACGGAUGCUGCUAUCAUUUUUAACAAUAAUUAUUUGUUCAGCUUCAGAGCUGGCCUUCCUGGUGGAGCCCAGUGACAUCAUCGCAGUGAGGGACCGCCCCCUUACGCUAGACUGUCAGGUGGAGGGGGAGGGGCCCAUCACUAUCACCUGGCGGCGCAAUGGCGCGCCGGUGCCCACGGGGCAGCGGGUGAGCGUGCUUACCAACGGGACAUUGCUCAUCAGAAACUUCCAGAAACGUGGCGAGAGCAGCGAGGCGGAUGCCGGCGAAUAUGACUGUGCUGCUCAGAACCGCUUCGGCAUGCUGGUCAGCCGCAAAGCCCGGGUCCAGAUCGCAUCCUUGCCCAAGUUUCACACCCAUCCUGAGUCAAUGUCAGUGGAAAUGGGGGGAGUGGCCCGAUUCCAGUGCCAGGUAAACGGGGUCCCAGAGGCCACCAUCACCUGGGAGAGGAACCGCACAGCGCUGAGCACUCAGGACACAAGGUACACUCUGCUUCCUGCGGGUAUCCUCCAGAUCACAGGUGUGCGGCAGGGGGAUGCUGGGCUGUACCGCUGUGUGGCAUCCAACAUCGCCAACACGCGCUACAGUCACGAAGCCCAACUCAAUGUCACCACCACAGCCUCGCGGAUCUAUAAGGAGCCCGUGAUCCUCUCCGGGCCCCAGAACCUGACGCUCACCGUGCACCAGACGGCCAUCCUGGAAUGCAUCGCUACCGGGAAUCCACGGCCCAUUGUGUCCUGGAGUCGACUGGACGGACGCUCCAUUGGCGUGGAGGGCAUCCAGGUGCUGGGCACGGGCAACCUCAUGAUCUCCGACGUGUCGCUGCAGCACUCGGGUGUCUAUGUGUGUGCUGCCAACCGGCCCGGGACCAGGAUGAGGCGUACAGCCCUGGGCCGGCUCGUGGUGCAAGCUCCCCCCGAGUUCCUGCAAUGGCCGCAGUCUGUCUCCAAGCCAGCAGGGGGCAGUGCAGUGUUCACCUGUGUGGCUCAGGGCGUCCCAGACCCUCACCUGAUCUGGCUGAAGAAUGGAAAGAUCCUGACACCUGGAGACAAUGUCAAGAUCACUAACAAUAACAGCACCCUUGCCGUAACGCGUAUCACAUCUGAAGACGAGGCCAUAUACCAGUGCAUCGCGGAGAACAGCGCGGGCACCAACCAGGCCAGCGCCCGCCUGGCCGUCUCGCUGGCCAAGGAGCUGCCUGACUCCCCGCAGGACCUGGCGGCCGUCGUGUUGUCCACCACGGCUCUGCAGCUCCGCUGGGCACAGCCUCCGCCUGAGAUCACAGACGGCAUCAUCGGAUAUGUGCUGCACAUCCGCAAGAUCGGCGAGCCGGAUACUAAGGAGCUGCAGGAGGCCGUAAGCAAGACCACCUUCCACCAUGACUUCAACAACCUGGAGUCUGCAACCACUUACUCCAUCUACCUCAAAGCCUACUCGCCACUGGGAGCGAGCCAGAAGUCCAGCACUGUCAUUGCUACGACGCUAGGGGGCGUGCCCAGCGCCCCCACCUUCUUUACCAAAGUGCUCAAUACCACGACUGUGCAGAUCUUCUGGGAGCUGCCCAGCAAGCCGGGCAAGGUGGAGGGCUUCAAGCUCUCCUACCGCAAGGUCCCACAGCCAGACUUCCAGGCACCACACCUGCUGCCCUGCCAUGUCAACACCCACACCCUGUCCCACCUCGACCCUGGAGCCAUCUAUGAGGUCAAGCUGGUGGCGUUCAAUGGCAAUGGCGAAGGGAACUGCUCCAAGCGCCUGGUCUCCCUGACGGAGGAUGGGACGAGCGCCAAGGCCAACGGAGGAGAAGGACCCUGUGACUGCCGGCAGGAGGGCGAGGGCUCGGUGGCGGGCAUCGUGGUGGGCAUCCACAUCGGCAUGGCCUGCAUCAUCUUCUGCGUGCUAUUCCUCAUGCUGGGGUACCGCCGCAGUCGUUUCUGCAGGAAAGGGACCCAGGACAGCUGGUCUGUUCCCCGGGGCGAUGACGCAGGCCACCACCGGCACAGCAACGGGGGUCCCAAAGAGGCGGGGCCACGCCCAGCUGGCACCAUGGAGUUAGAGCCUCAGAGCCGCGGCUCCUCCGCGCACUGUGACGAGCGCCAGGGCGUGACCCAGCCUGCUCAGUGCCAGGUCCUCAUCGAGCAGCACCCAACCGACCUGCUAGGGACGGGCAUCAGUUAACUGGACCCAUUCACCCCCCCCCCCAGUCCCUCACCCCUCACCCCACCAACCCAGGUCACCAUUGCUGGCUCCCCCCAUUCUCACCUACCCAGCCUUAGUGCCCUCACCAGUAGGGGGGGGGGCAACUUUUGCCUUGAAGUUAUCUCAAUAAGCUGCUAAAAGUCAGGCACUGACACAGACCGCAGACAGAAGCUGGCAGCAGGUGGCCGUGACCCUCAGUCUGGAAUGUAUGUGUGUUACUGAGGUCAUCUGUGUGCACACGGCACCAUGUCCCCCCCCCCUCCCUGGAACCAAAGCAAGGCUGCCGUCACCUCCUGUUUCCAUGGAUGCCAGCAUGGAUACAUGGAUAGUGAACAGAAAUAGUGUUUCUGAUGAGGCAAGCUAAGCACGGUACUGUGUUUUAUACCGCAUUUCCAUUGUAUAUUACUACAUGAGCCUCCCUAUAACCAAAAUAUUUAUUUCAAUGGCUCCUUGUGGUAAUAUUACAAUCUUAUGUUCAGUGAGAUUCCUUCAAAUGCAGGACAGAAGCCUUGUAAAUUGUGCAGGCUUUAUUCAGGUCCAGGCCUAGUCCCUGGAUGAGAACUUGCACCAUCACCGAGGACGGUCUUACAGGCUGUGACGCCACAAGUGUAGACUGCUGUACCAAAAAUGGCGGACUCAGUGGUCUGGACUGACUCCUGCGGUAGUGGUGCUACAUCUUAGAGGGUUUAGGGGACCACACCCCCUCGCAACAUCCUGUGUGCAGGUUUUGCAGCAUAAAGCACGGUACCACACGGACUGACAGGGAUGGGAAACCCAUGGAUGUUUUUCACCAUUUCAACCUCAAGGAAAGCUUUUCUGGAGGAAUAGUGGAUGUAAACCCUUCCCUUGGUGCAGCCAGGACCUGCCCCCCACCCAACUCAAAAAGAUCUAUACAUCCAAAGAUAGCUACCUCAACCUGACGAGAGCUUUGAAGCCAUUGAAGUGUUUGCCUGUGAUGCUGCUGCUCAAGCAGGCCUACCUCUCCCCAAGCCAUUGACCCUCCUGGUCCUUUUACUACAGCUUCGCCUGACCCUGCCACCAGCAUGCAGGAGUCCGGUCUGGAUGGAGCCACCUGCUUCAUGGUCACACCGUAUCCCCACCACCCACCUGCUCAUCUCUCUUGGUCCCAUAAGAUUCUUCGCAUACUCUCGUGAUCGCUCCAGUAUCGCAGGUGUGCCGGGUUGCCAUGUUGUAAAGUGUUUUUUUAAUGCUCCCUGGAAUCUUCUCCGUCCAUCAGACAUCGAGAGCUCGGCCAUGGAUUUGGCCUUAAGGGGUCUGCUUUGGUAAUGGGAGCAGACCAGAGAAACGUCCAUGCAGCACCAUCUCAAAACAACAAAGAACAAACCAAAUUCAAGUAUGAAUAUAAAAUGGACGGCUGAUUUGUUUAUGCAGCUACCUGCAGCUAAAAAGUACCCCAACUGUUGUGUCAUAGGCUACAUAUUAGCAUCAGUUUACCUCAACCCCCAAAGUGCUUUAAUUGCAAAAUAAAGUGUCUCAUGGAAAGAAUGAGCCAUAAGAAACCACUACUUCACCGCAAAGAUCCUCUAUAGAAUGAGUUUUCUGAUCCUUUGCGUGGGAAGUAAAAAAUUGAAGCCUUGGAGAAAGUCGCAGCUGGACAUGGUCUCCACCCUAAACCAGACAGGUGAUUGGCUGUGGGCUGAGUGGGUGGAGCUUGUAGGUGGAGCACAUAUUUCCCAGGAAACAUCUUGCAGGCACUGGGUACAAAGGCCCAUCUCGUCAGCUCAUCCAAAAAAAAUUCCUAUGAAAAACAAGCUCAGUGAUAUCCAAAGAUGUAAAAAAAAUUUAAAGGUUCUUCAUUUCCUUCAUGAUUUUCUUUUUUUUUAAAAAAAGAUAAACUGCAUUAUGAAUUGCAUGCUUUUCCAUUUUUGCAUUUUAAUGGUCCAGUUUUAAGGGUUACAAACUAAUGGAAAAACAACUAGCAAAAGGGCAAAUUCUUCCAUUGAACCAAAGUUUAAAAAUACUGUUAAACGCCCUUUGACCAACGAUGACAGAAACAUUGGCGUUUUAUGUUUCUGUUCUUUAAAACUCCUUGAAACUGUGAACUAUGGGCCUUUUAUAUUUGUAGAACUUUAACUUUUGAAAGAAUUAAAUGAAAAUGGGAUAUAUUUUCAAGAUUUUCUAUGUUGAUACAGAAAAAGUGUCUCUUUCUAACUUUAGUGUUCAAAUUUGCCAAAUAGCUUUUAUGAAUGAUAAAAAUGUGACCAAAAACUUUUUUACAGAUUUUAACAUUCAUAGUCUUUAUCUUGCGUGACACUAAUUCAUGACCAAAGCAGGGGAAUAUGUCCUUAUGUGCAAUUAUGUGCAAAUACAUGACAUGUUCUGAAUUGCUAACAGUUGUGUUUGAACCUUGAGUACAGCAGGGAUGGAAUAGAUUGUUGGUGGGAGGUUGUAACAGGUGUGCUGUUACUCUGGCAGAAUGCAGGAUACAGGGAAUCGGUCCCCUGGUCUUUUGCCUGUUUACGAAUUCCAGUGGCUGCAUAAUGCCGUUUUGUGCUGUGCCCUUUCUGUGGGCGGUAUGCCAAGGUGAAGCUUUGCCCAUGCAUUCAGUAGAAGCAGACAGUUGUGCCAACCUCCCAUUCUCCUUUCGACCCUCCUGUCCUCCAGGUUUAACCGAAACCCUGAUGAAUGUUAAAGGUUUUACUCAAUGUACUGCAGCUGAGAGAAUUUCGCUCACCUUGUCUUUUUAUGCUCAGAAAUGAGUGAGAUAAGAAUGAUACCAAAAGAAAAGCUUGUAUGAUAUAGGAGGUGAUUUUUUUUCUAUGUAGCCUGAGUUGUGUAGAUUUCUCACUGAAAUAUAAUAUGGCUGUUCUUUUUAUGGAACUUACAGAUUUGUUUUUUCUUUUUUAACAGUCGUCUUCCUGUUGUGUAUGGGAAAUGUAACCAAAACCAAGUUGUGCUAUUGUUCAUUUUUUAAAUGUUAUUGUUAUUAUUAUUAAUUAUUUUGUUUUUUUUAUUUUCCAAGCCCUUUUUCCAUACCCUGUUUUGUAUUUUUUUUAUCUUCUCUCUAGAAGUAAGUGGAUGAUGUGAAGAUGUCUGUUAGAACUUGAAGAAAAAUGAAAAAAGGGUGUAGUUUUGGGCAAAAAUAUGGCAAACAUGAACAUGCUCGAAUCGGCAUAUUUGAAUAAGAAAUAUUAGCAGAGAGAAAUCUGUCUGUCCGUCUUCCAGGUACUGAUGGUGGUCGGGGUAAGAGCAGAGCCUGAUCCCUGUUCCAGACAGCGUGUGGCACAGAACAGCAUAACACCCUGGAUGGAAUGCCAGUGAAAGUGUACUGUACAAAAGCAAAAAUAUAGUCGAAUGCGGUUCAAGAAUUGCUAAACAAUUGCCCUUGAGACUCACCUGUUUUUAAAAAAAUGAGGAAUAAGUAGAGAAUUAUAGUUGAAUGCUAGCACCAAUGAGGAAGUCCAAUGCUUUAAGAAUUUGAUCGUUUUGAUUUGACGCAUACCAUUAGUGUGUUUCAAAUUUGGUAUGUCUUCUCAGAAACCUAAAGCUUUAAACUGUUUUCAGAUAUUCCUGCAAAUCUGACCAAAAGAGAAGGAAAAAGGCAUAAAUUAUCAUACCGAAUAAGAAUCCUCCAUGGCCAAAUAACCAAAGACCCACAGCUGUCCUUGAUAUUGCCUGAUCAAAAGACGCUCACAUUGCUGACAAAUGAUUUUGCAUUUUACAUGUCAAAAGAUGAUAAUUUAUGUUUUUCAACACAUCCCUAUAACCACUGCUUCCCACAUAAUUAUGAAGUUACUUUUUACUUUGGUUGCCAUUAGCUAUACAUUACCUUACAAAAUCAAACAGGAAUAUAUUGCAGCUGGAAUAUGUUCUGUCCUGAUCAGUGCAUAUGUUAAUGUUUCUGUGGUAGCAGUGAUUCACCAAUGCAAAAAAGCCCAUUCUGAGCCAUCUGCAGUUUGCUGUCUUGUUUGCUUAUUGCUGCUAAAGCUGUACCCUGAUUAACCAAACAUGACAGCCGUCCAGGUCCUUGUAGAGUGAUGUAUAUCUGCCAGAAGAGUAGCUUAUGCAUGUUUCUGUGGUUUGGUUUGGUCCAGCAGAUAAUAUAAGCAGAUAAUGCUCACUGUUAAUUGGAAAAACAUGUCUGUUAAUUAACCAUUAGGUAAGUACCAUUUCAUGGUCCUGACUGUGAUUUUGUGGGAUUUACUGUUAUGUACUUUGAGAAAUGGCAGCUUUCUGGUGGUUAUUACAAUGACCCUGGCUAAAAACAUGCCUAGACAUUUUUUUUCUGUGUCUUUCAUUUAUUCAGUUUUCCACAGCGUCUGAAACCAAAUAAAACAAAAAGCAUUAAUUGGAAAA
Messenger RNA from Paramormyrops kingsleyae, 6522 nucleotides. Lineage: Eukaryota; Metazoa; Chordata; Actinopteri; Osteoglossiformes; Mormyridae. The record is from RefSeq and is a predicted model, not a curated record.